UUGAACAAAGUUCAUGCUCAAGACAUGACUAGAUACAUCAUCAAAGUGGAAGCAGAUCCCUCAUCUGACAAAAUCUGGGUCAUUCUGUCAACUGGAAACAUAAAAUCUCAAGAGACAGCGAUUGCAAAAGAAGGGGAUACUAUUAUUGACUUUGAGAAUAAGCCUGAAGAAAUUCUUAUACGAAGAGAAACCUCCCUUUUGCGUACUUUCAGUAAAUGGUACUGUCGGUAUGUGACAGCCACCAGUCCUGAUGAGAACACAUACUAUUUUCCCAUCUUCAGAAAUAUUUCUGCUGGACUGACCACCAUUAAGGAAAAAUCAGGCAAAUUGCCAUGUGAGGACCUUUCGGAAGAGAGAGAGAAAGAUUUGAAAGACAGAAAUAAUUAUUUAGUGACGUUGGGUUGGAGACAGCUUGAGCAAACAGCUUUAUCUGGUGAAGUUCCCACUGAAAAGCCAAAGGAACAUAACUUUUUACUAGGAACAUCAUUCUUAGUAAAAGCUUUGUCAUUCUCACUGAAACUUUUUAUAGUUUUCAGAGAUGAGACUCCUCUUGACACAAAAAUUGUGAAUGGACUUCCAAGGUUCACAGAGGCUGGAAGUAUUUUCAAAUUGCCAAGUGAACUGUGGUUUGAUGCUCCUAAACUUCUGACAUUGAUUUACUAUCUAGUUAUAAUAAAAAUACAGAGGAAUGUACGUCAAUUUUGGAAUAUGGGCCACCGAUGGAGAACAAUAGAAGACAUCAGAAGGGUAUUUUUGUUUCCAAGUAAAAAAGCAGAGUACAUUUCCAAAAACUGGAAGGAUGAUGCCUUUUUUGGUAGUCAGUUUCUCAACGGCUGUAAUCCAUUAUUAAUUAAAAAAUAUACUGAGGACAAACAGAAGAUCCCAAUUAAGAAGCUAAAGAUGUUCUAUCCUGAUAUAGAGGCAAGCAUAAUGGAAGGAAUCAUCUAUGUGGUUGACUAUGAGCUGCUGGAUGGAAUCAGAGAAAAUGUAAUCAGUGGGCACCAGCAGUUCCUGGCAGCUCCAAUUGUUCUUUUGAAGGAAGAAGACAAUACACUGAUGCCCAUUGCUAUACAGCUGACACAGAAACCAGCAGAUGAUGAGCCAAUUUACACUCCCUGUGAUGGAAAUGCCUGGCUCCUGGCGAAGAUCUGGGUCCGAAAUGCAGAUUUCUAUAUUCAUGAACUGUCUUCACACCUCUUACAAACUCAUCUGGUCGGGGAAGCCCUCUUCAUUGCAAUUUAUACUUCCAUGUCUAGAAAACACCCAUUACUGAGGCUUGUCUCUGAAAGUGGAAGGUUUACUCUCCCAAUAAAUGUAAUUGCCAGAAACAUUCUUGUCAAUGAGGGAGGAUUCUUCACUCAGAAUACAGGACUUGGAAAAGGUGCUCAGUUGGAGAUUUUAAAAAGGGCUUUCAAACAGCUGACCUACCAGUCCCUCUGUCUGCCUGAUGACCUGAAAAACCGUGGUGUGGAGAACUUGAGCAAUUAUUACUACAAACAAGAUGGGCUGAUGAUCUGGGCGGCAAUAAAUAAGUUUUGUGACGCUGUGGUGAACAACUAUUAUAGAAACGACUCAGACAUUAAAAAUGAUUAUGAGCUUCAGAGAUUUAUCAAGCAGUUAUAUCAGAAUGGAUUAUCCAAGUGCAAAGGUGGUUGGCCCAACACUCUAGAAACCAGAGAAGAUACCGCAAAGUUUCUCACGACAAUCAUGUUCACCUGCUCAGCCCUACACGCGGCAGUUAACAAUGGCCAGUACGACACCUAUGCCUGGAUGCCCAAUGGACCAACAACAAUGAGGCAGCCUCCUCCCAAGUUGAAGGAGGACGUCACUGAGGAGUACAUCAUGAACACUCUGCCAGACAUCAACGUCACCCUGGAAUCCAUGUCUGUGGCCCAUUUCCUCAGCCAGCCACCCUCUAGAAACCUUUUAGGGCAAUACUCUGAUGAGGUGAAACAUGAACCAAAAAUGAAAGGUCCUAUUGAAGAAUUCAAUGAAGUACUGAAGAAAAUCGAGGACUACAUCGACAGGAGAUCAAAGACUCAAGAACUCCCUUACGAGUACUUGAGUCCUUCCUCAAUAGAAAACAGUAUCACCAUCUGAGACAAGGUGCAUGAUGUACAAAAACAGACCACACAAGAAAACACCUUCAAAUAGCAGAUAUUGUGCCAUUUUCCUCCCAAUACACAUACUCAGACUUUGAAUCCUAUAGUAUGUCAACACAGCAUAGUACAUUUGCCUUUAAUUUACAACUGAUCUGGUUUAUUCACUUCCUAACAUCGGGAGAGCAUAUUUCAACUUAUUACUCAUGCUUGGUUUGGUAGCUGUGGAGAUGGAUCCUGUUCCUUUAUCUUUCCUGCAGUUUGGGCUACAAUCUGUCAGUAGGCUUCUUACCACUUAUUCCAAACUUCUUUGUUCCCUUUGUUUCCCUUUUGUCCCUAGGCAAGUACAGUUGUUUCUUCUGGGACUACCUACUUGUCACUAUUUUCAGGGAAUCCCCCUGCUUUAAAUUAACUUCCCCCUACAACAGUGGACAUCUGUCCAGUUUACCUUGACUGUCCAAAGUGUAUGGCUUUUUACCUAAAAUUGUUACUGUAGAUCUCUGGCACUCAAUGUUUUUUGCUGCUUGUGAUUUUACAGGUGUGGAACAUUGCUGCAGGGAGCCCAUUGAGAUGAUCACUAUAAAUAGUUCUGUAGACACUAGCUUUAAUAAGAUCUAAUAUUGCAACUGAGAAUCAUUUUAUGUGGUUAAAACAUAUCUCUUAUCGAUAUUUAUUUUCAUGUAAUUCCAAACUUAAUGGGAAGAAUGCUCUUAUUUUGUUUUUGUUUAAAUUUGGUUUUAGUAUCAGGGUUAUUGUUUUUUGUUUAAAAUUGUUCUGGUGGUGGAUGAUCUUGUAAUAAACAUUUUGUUUUCUUAUAUUGCAAAAUACAGGUGAUACAUAUGUGGGAUUAUUUCUGUUAUGGUUUGGAAAACACUAAGGGACUGGGGACACUUCAUCUUGUAUUUUUUUUCUGUACUUGUAUUGUACAUCAGUAAUGGUGAUAUUUAUGCUUGUAAUUGCCUGUCAUCCUCACAGCUUGUGCAGCACACAGAUGCUAGUGAAAAAAGAAAAUGAGAAAGAAAGAGCAUAUAUGACUUCCAUGUCAGCCACACUGCACUGGAUUCCAGUUACAGUGUAGAAUUUAAAAUUGUUACUAAAAUUUUAACUUUAAUUGGUUAUUUGUCUAACACUUAAGCUCUUUAUCAUCCUGUAAAUCGUAAAUCGAUGAUGGCCUUAUCUGCACUCAUAGGCCACACAUAGACCAAUUUAUUAUGUAAAACCUAUAUAUUCUCUUCACUUUUAUUACAAAUACACAUUAAUUUGAAGUUUUAAAGCUUUUUAAAUAGGGUAUUAUUAGUUUAAACACUUAAUAACUUAUUUUCAAAACAUAGACUUUUAAGUUCAGGUGGGUAGCUGCA
This is a messenger RNA of Lepisosteus oculatus (spotted gar), 3457 nucleotides long. RefSeq names its product polyunsaturated fatty acid 5-lipoxygenase-like. The record is from RefSeq and is a predicted model, not a curated record. Lineage: Eukaryota; Metazoa; Chordata; Actinopteri; Semionotiformes; Lepisosteidae. Gene Ontology annotation, molecular function: iron ion binding; arachidonate 5-lipoxygenase activity. Gene Ontology annotation, biological process: arachidonate metabolic process; linoleic acid metabolic process; lipid oxidation. Gene Ontology annotation, cellular component: nuclear envelope.